UGACACAUCACGUAGGCCCUGCCCCUCACCGGUACGACAGUGCUUAUGGUGGUACUGGUACCACUGGAGCGCACAUCUUUGAGUUUUCUGUCUCCACUCUCCAGGCUCCACAGAGGAGAGAGAGAGAGAGUGUGUGUGUGUGUUUUCGGCUCCGGCUCUUUGGUUGAGCUGAUAGAAACCGGUCUGUCCGGGGUUCGAUUCGUCGUUGGUACAAAGAAAGGAAAAAGAAAAGGCGUAAAAAGAAGAAGAAGAAGACAUCGAUCAAUCUACAUAUUAUAGGGUUCGUUCGAGCUGCUGCCACGAGAAAACCAGAGGCAAGGCGAAUGGUGGUAACCGGAUGAGCCUAUACAGGAGACAUUAUUUUACGACGAUUUCAUAAAGCUAACGAUCUGCUCCUCCAAUCUUUCCUGUUCCAUCGAUAUCUCUGACGUUUAUUGAUAUCGAAAUUACUCAUGUAUUAACGAAUUCUUCAAUUAUAAAGAUAUGCUAUAUCGAGACGAGGCAUCUUUUGGCAUUAUCCAAAUUUGAAGUACAACAUCGAUAUGGCUGGACUAUUACCAGGAGACCCUUCCCAUCAUGGGAUGGUGGAAAGCGAACCAUACAAUUUUUCUCAUGAUAAGCUGGAUGAACUCGAUCAUUCUAGUUCUAAUUGGUAUUUAUCCCGGAAGGAGAUCGAAGAAAAUUCCCCAUCUAGAAAAGAUGGCAUUGAUUUGAAGAGAGAGACAUAUUUUCGUAAAUCAUACUGCACUUUUCUGCAGGAUUUGGGCAUGAGGCUUAAAGUGGUAGUCCAUAACUGUUCCCAAAAGAACUGUGUGCGCAUGAAAGUGACAGCAAAUGGUUUGAAAUGCAGACCUCAGGUAACAAUAGCUACGGCAAUUAUAUUCUGUCAUCGUUUUUUCCUUCGCCAAUCUCACGCAAAGAAUGAUAGGAGGUAUAUUCUGCAGACGAUUGCAACAGUGUGCAUGUUUCUUGCUGGGAAGGUUGAAGAAACUCCUAGGCCACUGAAAGAUGUCAUUCUUGUUUCGUAUGAAAUGAUCAAUAAAAAGGACCCUGCUGCUGUUCAGAGAAUCAAACAGAAGGAAGUAUACGAACAACAAAAGGAGCAUAUUUUGCUUGGGGAGAGGGUUGUACUUGCUACUCUUGGCUUCGACCUCAAUGUGCACCACCCAUAUAAGCCCCUUGUCGAAGCAAUAAAGAAAUUCAAGGUUGCGCAGAAUGCCCUUGCUCAAGUUGCAUGGAAUUUUGUCAAUGAUGGGCUGCGGACAUCACUCUGCCUGCAAUUUAAACCCCAUCAUAUUGCGGCUGGUGCCAUAUUCCUUGCCGCUAAGUUUCUCAAAGUAAAGCUUCCAUCGGAUGGCGAGAAGGUCUGGUGGCAAGAAUUUGAUGUUACCCCACGACAGUUGGAAGAGGUAAGCAAUCAAAUGUUGGAACUGUAUGAACAAAACCGUACGGUGCCACCUUCCCAUGGGAGUGCAAGUGAAGGGUCGAAUCACCAUCGAGGCACAAUGAUGAAGACUACAGCCAUUGUUGAGGACCCUGUCUCAAUAAACAGUUAUUCUCCGGCUGUUGCAGGAGCAGCGAUUUUCAAGCAAGGAGGCCCAACUGUAUCAUCAGUUCGAAUGGAGCCAGACCAAUCAUCUAUAGACAAUCAUCAAAGCAUGCCUCAAAGAAGUAAUCAAAACCAAAGUAAUGACUAUGGAAACACGGAGACCAGGGGUGACUACAAGGUAGUAGAUAGCGGUGGUGGAAGUUGGGACCGGCGACAUCAUGAACCAGAUCAAUUUCCUUGUGGCAGCAGCAAGGAAAGCAUCACUGAAGCCUCGAACAGAUCCAAGAAUGUUACUGGUUCAGAUUCAGAGCGGAAUGAGACUACUGCUGAAGCAAGGGAAUGGAAGGAUGAAGGGUUGUUGCACAAGGUCUCUGGCAACAUGGGUGGUCAGAGUUCUUCCUACGGUGAAGGGCCGAAAGGUUGCUGUCCGCCAGAUGCCAUCAGAAAGAUUGACAAGGAGAAGGUGAAGGCAGCACUGGAGAAGCGAAGGAAAUCCCGAGCUGACGUGACCAGGAAGGCGGACUUGAUGGAUGAGUAUGAUAUCAUUGAGAGAGAGCUGGAAAAUGGUUUGGAAUUGGCAGCCAAAGAUGAGAAAGUAAGGCAGGAGAGGAGGCAGAGCUGGUCCAAUAAUAAUAAACAACAGCCUUUGUACAGGCUGGAACCUGAGACCGCCGCCCCUAAUCCUGGAAAGGUGCAUGGCGAUUUUGGUGGACGAGACAAUCAUUUCCUUUCGAUCGAACAGCAGUCAUCAGGGAGUGGUGGUGGUGGUAGGGUGAGAUCAGCAUCUGUUGACUCGGAAGAGAUGGUCCAUGGAAGCGAGCGGGAUGCUGUGGAGAAUGCAGAAGAAGGGGAGUUGUCCUCAUUCAAUCCUCCCUGGGAAAUCCAUUCUCCAAAGUCCAGCAGUCGCAAUAGGAGAGCAGCAGUGAGCCCAAUCAAACGACAUGAUUUCCCACAGCAUCCUCUUCCACCAGCAGCUACUUACCCCCACUGCAGUCACCAAAUUGUGGAAGACGGACGGCUUGAUCAUUUGGAAAGAGAUCACAGAAGGCACAGACAGGGAAAUCACAUCUGAGAUAUGCGUGCAUAUGCUGCAUCAGUUGUGCUGCCAUGGGAAGAGACUAAAGGGGUAUCAUAUGAUUGAUGAGAGUCGUGUUGCUGCUGUGGGAGGAGAAUGAAGAGGAUAUCCUUCUAUUUCCAUGGGGCAUUUGACUCCCCUAUCAUUAUUAGGGGCAUAUGAUACAUGUAUUCUUUUUGCGUACCAGGUACAAAAGCAUGCACAUUGGACAUGAUGCACUCUUCCGUAUAUUUAGGUGAAGAAAGAAGAGAGAUGCUAACA
Molecule: messenger RNA, 2885 nt
Organism: Magnolia sinica
Lineage: Eukaryota; Viridiplantae; Streptophyta; Magnoliopsida; Magnoliales; Magnoliaceae
Product: cyclin-T1-3-like
Exons: 8
Coding region: 543-2621 (692 amino acids)
Biological process (GO): regulation of transcription by RNA polymerase II; positive regulation of DNA-templated transcription, elongation
Cellular component (GO): cyclin/CDK positive transcription elongation factor complex; nucleus
Molecular function (GO): cyclin-dependent protein serine/threonine kinase activator activity
Source: RefSeq, a predicted model, not a curated record